GACCCCCAGAUCAGAGCACUCAGACCCUGAGAUUUCUACCCGCCACUCCACCUGCAAGCUUCACCAUGGCCACCCAGAAUGGAAACACUAGUUCUGCACCCAACUUCAAUGCACCCCAAGAUCAUGCCUCCUCCUUCCCCUUCAACUUCAGUUAUAGUGAUUACGACCUCCCUCUGGAUGAGGAUGAGGACAUGACCAAGACUCGAACCUUCUUCGCAGCCAAGAUCAUCAUCGGUGUGGCACUAGCAGGCAUCAUGCUGGUUUGCGGCAUUGGCAACUUUGUCUUUAUUGCUGCUCUCGCCCGCUACAAAAAGCUGCGCAACCUCACCAAUCUGCUCAUUGCUAACCUGGCCAUCUCUGACUUCCUGGUGGCCACUGUCUGCUGCCCCUUCGAGAUGGACUACUAUGUGGUACGCCAGCUCUCCUGGGAGCACGGCCAUGUGCUCUGUGCCUCUGUCAACUACCUGCGUACUGUGUCACUCUACGUCUCCACCAAUGCUCUGCUGGCCAUUGCUAUUGACAGAUAUCUCGCUAUCGUUCACCCCUUGAAACCACGGAUGAAUUAUCUCACGGCUUCCUUCCUGAUCGCUUUGGUCUGGAUGGUGUCCAUUCUUAUCGCCAUCCCAUCUGCCUACUUUGCAACAGAAACGGUCCUCUUUAUUGUUAAAAAACAGGAAAAGAUCUUCUGCGGCCAGAUCUGGCCAGUGGACCAACAGCUCUACUAUAAGUCCUAUUUCCUCUUCAUCUUCGGCAUCGAGUUUGUGGGCCCGGUGGUCACCAUGACCCUGUGCUACGCCAGGAUCUCACGGGAACUCUGGUUCAAGGAAGUUCCUGGUUUCCAGACGGAGCAGAUCCGGAAGCGGCUGCGCUGUCGCCGGAAGACGGUUCUGGUGCUCAUGUGCAUCCUCACGGCCUACGUGCUGUGCUGGGCGCCCUUCUACGGCUUCACCAUCGUGCGCGACUUUUUCCCCACUGUGUUUGUUAAGGAGAAGCACUACCUCACGGCUUUCUACAUAGUGGAGUGCAUCGCCAUGAGCAACAGCAUGAUCAACACCGUGUGCUUUGUGAUCGUCAAGAACAACACCAUGAAGUACUUCAAGAAGAUGAUGGAGCUCCACUGGCGUCCUUCCCACCAGGGCAGCAAGUCCAGUGCAGAACUCGUCCUCAGAAACAGCGGCAUGCCGGCCACAGAAGAGGUGGACUGUAUCAGGCUGAAGUGA
This is a messenger RNA of Pteronotus mesoamericanus, 1220 nucleotides long. It is a transcript of the gene PROKR2, whose product is annotated as prokineticin receptor 2. Gene Ontology annotation, biological process: neuropeptide signaling pathway. Gene Ontology annotation, molecular function: neuropeptide Y receptor activity. Bases 66 to 1220 code for a protein of 384 amino acids. The transcript has 2 exons. NCBI's taxonomy places the organism in Eukaryota, Metazoa, Chordata, Mammalia, Chiroptera, Mormoopidae. The record is from RefSeq and is a predicted model, not a curated record. Gene Ontology annotation, cellular component: plasma membrane.